Chrysochloris asiatica (Cape golden mole) is the source of this 1038-nucleotide messenger RNA. RefSeq names its product Duffy blood group, atypical chemokine receptor (gene ACKR1). The record is from RefSeq and is a predicted model, not a curated record. Gene Ontology annotation, biological process: chemokine-mediated signaling pathway; regulation of chemokine production; inflammatory response. Lineage: Eukaryota; Metazoa; Chordata; Mammalia; Afrosoricida; Chrysochloridae. Gene Ontology annotation, molecular function: C-C chemokine binding. The transcript is spliced from 2 exons. Gene Ontology annotation, cellular component: membrane.
AUGGGGAACUGUCUACACCCGGUGGAUCCUUUUAUCUCCGCUGACAAGAACUCAAGUAAGAUUAUCUUCGGAGAAGACAUUUGGAAAGAUUGGGAUGAGUCUUAUGAAGACUCACUUGACUACAAUGACAGCAACCUGGAAGCAGCCGCCCCCUGCCACUCCUGCAACUUGCUCAAUGACUCCUCACUGCCUUUCUUCCUUGUGGCCAGCAUCCUGGGGAUCCUAGCUAGUGGGGCUGUCCUUUUUGCUCUUCUUAGACCCCUCUUCCACUGGAAUCUCUGCCCUGGCCGGCCUAUCUUGAUACAGUUGGCUGUAGGCAGUGCUCUUUUCAGUGUGGCGGUGCCCAUCCUGGCACCAGGGCUCAGCAGCUCCCACAAUAGCACCCUGUGCUACCUGGGCCACUGGGUCUGGUAUGGCUCAGCCUUUGCCCAGGCUCUGCUGAUUGGGUGCCGGGCCUGCCUGGGCCCCAAACUGGAUGCAUGCCAGGUCCCAGGCCUCACCUUCUGGGUCACUGUGGGACUUUGGGUAGUGGCUUCCCUGUUGGUACUGCCAAUCACUUUGGCCAGUGACACUUCUCAAGGACUUUGCACUCUGAAAUACAGCAGGGGCCUGGGGACUUUGCAGUACAUACAUGCUGCAGUCUGUUUUGCCAUCUUCUUUUUGUUGCCCCUGGGUUUGGUGGGAGCUAAAGGGCUGAGAAAGGCUUUGGGCAGGGGAUCAGGGCCCUGGGUUGAUGUUCUGUGUGUGUGGUUCAUUUUUUGGUGGCCUCAUGGGGUGGUUCUGGGAUUUGACUCCUUGGUGAGGUCCAGAGUAUUACUCUUGUCAACAUGUACAGCCCAGCAGGUCCUGGACCUGCUGCUGCAUCUAGCAGAAGCCCUGGCUAUUUUGCACUGUGUGGCUAUGCCUCUGCUCCUGGCUUUGUUAUGCUACCAGACCACCCAGACUUCCUUGCCCUCCCUGCCCCUCACUGCAAGGUGGUCUUCUCAUCUGGACACCCUUGGAGGCAAAUCCUAGCUCUUGUUCCACCUGUCAACCUGA